Camelina sativa (false flax) is the source of this 303-nucleotide messenger RNA. The record is from RefSeq and is a predicted model, not a curated record. Lineage: Eukaryota; Viridiplantae; Streptophyta; Magnoliopsida; Brassicales; Brassicaceae.
AACCGCCUCUCUUUCUGAGAAUAUGUCUACGAGUUCAUCUCAAAGAUUGGCUCCUGAUCAUUCUGUGACUGCUGUCUCACAACCAGAAAGUUUUGAUGACCAAGAGGAUGAAGAUAUGGAUGUUCCAGAAAUCUUAGAAGAGAUUAUUGAAAUGCUACUCUCUGGUUUGAGGGACACGGUAUGUUUAAAGGGACACUGUGGUUCGUUGGUCUGCUGCAAAGGGUAUAGGUCGUGUAACUUCACGACUAACAUCUGUUCUGUCUGAAGAGGUGUUAUCAUCUGUAUUGGAGCUGUUUUCACCAG